UUCGAACGUAGUUUAAGUAUAACCAUCGAACUGUUGAGUUGAAGCAAGAGUGACGGUUGACGCGACUCAUAUAUAAAUAUUAUUAUAAAAUAAAAUUUAAUUUCAUAUACAAAAUGAAACAAUUCACUGUUUGUGCCAUUGUUGCUGCAUUACUUGUAGUUUCAACCAACGCUCAAAAGGGAUUCACUUGUCCUAAACCAAACGGUGAAUUUGAACAUUCACUUCAAUGUGACAAAUACUUCUCCUGUUCUGAUGGCGUGGCCACCGAAAAGACCUGCCCCGAUGGUUUAGUGUUCGAUCCAUUGAUCAGGAAGAUCAACAAAUGUGACCAGCCCUUCAAUGUUGACUGCGGAGAUCGUACUGAACUUCAACCACCAAAAUCAAAUGCAUUGUGCCCACGUAAGAACGGUUUCUUCCCACAUCCUGAUGAGACUAUUUGCAACAUUUUCUACAAUUGCAUUGAUGGUGACGCCACCGAAAUGAAGUGUACUGUUGGUUUAUGGUUCGAUGAUUAUACCGGAAACUGCGUGUGGCCCGAUUCUACCGGACGUACUGGUUGCAUUGAUGAAGCCAAAAAAAGUCCCGAUGGCUUUGUUUGCCCAAAGGACUCAGCUAAGACCGAUCGUUCAGGAAAUGCUGUUGCCCAUCCUAAAUACGCCCAUCCUACCGAUUGCCAAAAAUUCUACGUGUGCUUAAACGGUGAAGAGCCACGUGAUUUGGGUUGCCAGGUUGGUGAAGUAUACAACGACGAAACAGAACGUUGUGAUGCUCCCGAAAAUGUUCCCGGAUGUGAAGAUUGGUACAAAGAGGGUGAUGAGAAAGAUAAUAAGAAAAAUUAAGCUGUGAAUCUGUUAAAUUUUUUUUGUUUUAUAUAAUUUUAUAUUUUAGUCGUAGCUAUAGUAUACUCUAGAAUAUAAUGAUAUAUGUAGGUUUUCUAAAAAAAAGAUAAACCUUUUCCUAAAUUAAGAUCUUAGGUUUUCUUCUAGGAGAAAAAUUUAUAUACUUUUUAUUUUUUUUUUUAAUAUUUUAUUUUUUGUUUCAUUUGAAAUUUUAUUUUAUAUUUUUUUUGUGUCGUUGACUGCUAUUUAAGAGAAUAAUUUUCUGUGACUGAUAUUUUACUUUUUAUCUUCCAACAUUUUCCAACUAAAUUUAUUUUCUUUUCUCGAUAUUAUUUCUUGUUUCAUUAUGUUUUAAAAUGUAGAACUUGUAGAUCUUUUAACUUUAAAUCGAAAUGAAAACACUCUUUCCAUGUUGGUUAAGAACUUUAUGCACAAUAAACCUUUUAUUUUCUAGCUUAUUAAAAACAAGUGUACCUAUCUAUACCUUACUACCUAUACAUACAUAAAACACAAAUUGUUUAAUAUCACAUAAAAUCACAAUUAUUUUAUACCUUAGACACAAUAAAAAAUCGUUUUAUUUUUUUUAUAAAUCGUAAAAAUUUAUUGGUUUUGUUUUCAUUUGUUUCUUCAUUCUUACUAAAUUUUUCUUUCUUAACUAACUUUUUUAAAAUGUUUCGGAUGAGUCUCUGCCUCUUCCAUCUUUUUACGUUAUAUUUAUUCUAAACUUUUCCCCAAUCAAAUCUAUUUUUUUGUUCAUGUUUCAUUAUUAACUUCAUUUAUUUCUUAACCUAUACUUGAGGUGGUAACUAUCUCAAGUUAUUUAGUUUUUAUAAGACCCCAUACAAGACUUCUAAAAAAAGACCCUACAGAAUAUAACCACUACUACAUAUUUAUUUUAUUAUCAUUUCAUAAGUUCACCCCUGAAAUCUCAAUGAACACAUAAUUAUUUUCUUUGAACACAACCAUUAACGCAAACACGGUUGAAUAGUAUCUACUUUCCCUAAACUUUAAGGCCUAUGCACAAUAUUAGAAUUUCUUAAAAGAUUCUUUUCUUUUAAUAGUUUUUAUUUUUCAUGGCUUAACUCUAUU
Molecule: messenger RNA, 1928 nt
Organism: Eupeodes corollae
Lineage: Eukaryota; Metazoa; Arthropoda; Insecta; Diptera; Syrphidae
Product: protein obstructor-E
Exons: 4
Coding region: 114-839 (241 amino acids)
Cellular component (GO): extracellular region
Molecular function (GO): chitin binding
Source: RefSeq, a predicted model, not a curated record